AUGUCUCGUAAAUUCAACUUUUGGAUGGUUGUGAUCAUUAUUGCUCUGUCUGCUACUGAAAACUCCGAUGGCAAGCUGAUUAUGGAAGGAUCCAUCGGAUUAAUAGAUGGCUUUAGGACGUUGACAAACACCAAUAAGCACGCCUAUGGUCAAGCCUUCGAGGAAGAUCCGUUGCCAUUCAAGAAUCCCAUUGAUGGUACCGUGACUUCUUUCUCUAUCACCUUCUUCUUUGCUAUCGUCCCUGAGCACAGGCACAAAGGCUCUCACGGUAUGGCCUUUGUAAUCUCUCCCACGAGAGGCAUUCCGGGCGCUUUUGCUGAUCAGUACCUCGGAAUAUUCAACGAUACAAACAAUGGAAAAAGCUCGAAUCAUGUCAUCGCUGUGGAGCUUGAUAUACAUAAAGAUGAUGAAUUUGGUGACAUUGAUGAUAACCAUGUUGGCAUCAACAUAAACGGAAUGAAGUCUAACGUAUCUGCUCCUGCCGGCUAUUAUGAUCCAAAUGGUCAGUUCAAAAACCUUUCUUUAAUCAGUGGAAAUCUACUCCGAGUAACGAUUUUGUAUAGCCAGAAGGAGAAACAGCUUAGUGUCACCUUGUCACCAGCAGAGGAGGCUAAUAUACCAAAGCGGCCGCUUCUUUUGCUGAGCCAAGAUCUGUCUCCUUAUCUCUUAGAGGAAAUGUAUGUCGGCUUUGCAGCCUCUACAGGGGCAGUUGGAGCAAUACAUUACAUGUGGAUGUGGCAUGUCUCUCUCUCCUUAGCUGUUCCGAAUUUGGAUUUCCCUAUACCGACGUUUCCUCGUUAUCCAAAUGCAGACUCUCAGGUAAAGCGGAUUGUUUUGGUGACCUGCUUGACAUUGGCUAUCUUUGUUGCACUUGCUGCAUCAGCUUUAAGUCUCUUCUACUAUAGGAAGCAUAAAAAGGUUAAGGAGGUUCUAGAGGAAUGGGAGAUUCAGUGUGGGCCUCAUAGGUUUGAUUAUAAGGAACUCUUUAAAGCUACAAAGGGUUUCAAGGACAAACAACUUCUAGGUAAAGGAGGCUUUGGUCAGGUCUUUAAGGGUACACUUCCAGGUUCCGAUGCAGAGAUUGCCGUUAAAAAGAUUUCUCAUGAUUCAAGACAGGGGAUGCAGGAGUUCUUGGCCGAGAUAUCGACAAUUGGUCGGCUUAGACACCCGAACCUAGUCAGGCUUCAGGGUUACUGUAGGUACAAGGAGGAACUCUACUUGGUUUAUGACUUCAUGCCCAAUGGAAGUCUCGACAAAUACCUCUACCGCAGAGCGAAUCAAGAGAAACUCACUUGGGGUCAACGUUUCAAGAUCAUCAAAGACGUAGCCUCUGCACUCUGCUAUCUCCAUCACGAGUGGGUACAGAUUGUAAUCCAUCGAGACAUCAAGCCGGCAAAUAUACUGGUCGACGACGAGAUGAAUGCUAGGCUCGGGGAUUUCGGACUAGCCAAGUUGUACGACCAGGGUUAUGAUCCUCAGACAUCUAGAGUAGCUGGAACAAUCGGGUACAUCGCACCUGAGCUCGUAAGAAGCGGAAGAGCAACCACAGGCACAGAUGUCUAUGCCUUUGGGCUCUUUAUGCUGGAAGUCUCUUGUGGCAGAAGGCUGAUAGAGCCACGAGCAGAAGCCAACGAGGUCGUACUUGUGGAAUGGACAUUAGAUCGUUGGGAAAACGGAGAUAUUAUCGAGGCAGCCAAUGAAAGACCCAGUGGAGAACACAAUAGAGAACAGCUAGAGCUUGUUUUGAAACUGGGAGUGCUUUGUUCGCACCAGGUUGCAGCAAUUAGACCGGCCAUGUCUAAGGUGGUCCAGAUCUUAGACGGUGAUCUGCAGCUUCCAAAGAAUCUACUCGAUAGUGUCAAGUUUGAGAAGGUCAGAAUGUUGUCCGAGACAUCUGAGAGAUUUCUUGAUGUUUUGACAUCACAAGGGUCUAUCGGUACCUUGACGUUUACGGAACCUUUUACCUCCCAGGGACGCUGA
This is a messenger RNA of Thlaspi arvense, 1980 nucleotides long. NCBI's taxonomy places the organism in Eukaryota, Viridiplantae, Streptophyta, Magnoliopsida, Brassicales, Brassicaceae. The record is from the annotation of a GenBank genome assembly.